AAGAUCUCGUAGAACAGGCUCUGUGGAAAAUGUUUUCAUUGUUAGUGUCAUAUAUGGUUAUGUGGUAAGUUCAUUUACUUUAAGAUUCAGGGUGAAAAUGCGUUUGGUAGUGUUGCAGUUAAUUAUGCGGUAGAAUUCUGCGUCAAAUACGUAACUACCAAAGAAGUGAAGUAUUUUUGCGGACAUCAAAUACCACACUACCGGACACUAAUUCUCGUGUGUCUACAGUGGUAUUGAAACAAGAUACAAGGGUCAAUGGGUCAUGUGGCAGUGAUAGUGUUCCUUAGCCAGUGUUUGACUUCAGUUCAAGUGUUAACCGCUGUCAGGAUGCCUGCGCGUAUCAGUGCUUUCCUGAUAAUUUACCUUGGAGCUUUAGUAACAAACAUUAGUGCUUCUGGCAUCGAUGACUCAGAAGAAUCUCUGUCAUAUUUUGUUAAUAACAAAACCAAAACCGUAUUGAAGAGAUACAAAAAUGUUACAAAAGAUUCAAUCAAUUUGGAAGAUCUCAUCGUGAAAAAUUCAGCUUUGGGGAUGUUAAUGAAUAAAGCUGAAGGACUCCUUCAAAUGCGGUUAUUACUUUGGGCGGACGUUAUAGGGAAUAUAGCGUUGAUCGAGAAUCAGUUUUCAUGGUAUUUGGAGAAUCGGCAGAACGAUAGUAAUAUGCUGGUGGAGUACGCCGCGUGGCUGGUGUCCCACGACCACGGCGCUGUGGCCGCCUUGCUGGAGGAGAUGAAGAGACUCGUCUCACCGCUGUUCAAGAAACAAGGUCUGUUCAAUCUGGCGCUGGACUUCCUGGAGGAGGAUUCGGACGUGUGCGUCCUGCAGAUGUCCCCGCACCAGCUCAUCUACGACAUGUACAACACGAUCGCGCUCACAGAGAUCAAAGGAUACGCUAUGAUGCAGUUCUCUUGGAUGUUACUCAGGAUAUACGGAAGAGGGAACUUCACCCAGGAAGCUAGCCUGACCCGGCAGAGGUACGCCGAGAGGACAGGUCAGACCGCAACCGCUGCACGCGCUGCCCUCUCGCGGGCUAACAGAAAACUAUACCGAUGUGACCCGCAAGAGUACACAAAAGACACGUAUGCGGAGGUGACGAGGUUGCUGCAAGGCUACGUGGAGAACGAGGUGGACAUGAACAGCGACGGCACGUGCAAGGAGAACUGUGCGUUCUACACGCUAGCCGAGCGGCACGACUGCUACAAGGAGCAGUUCUGCGCCAAGCAGGCCGCCUGCAACGGCAGGAUCAUCGACUGCCAGUACAUCGACUCCGACAUGUGGGUGUGCCCCGCGAGCCCUAAGAGCCAGCGGCGUUAUGAAUGGAUUCAAUAUGAGAACGGACGUACGCUCGGUAAGGCUGACUCCAGCUGCCGGCAGGGGACAACCAAGGUCGACUCUUGGUGGAGAUGGACCCUUACUCACUGCUCGUAUUGCUUUUGUCUAUGCGAGGACAGUGAAAUCGAAUCUGAACGUUUCUUCAGCUUGAGAGAAGCGUUGGCAGACAUUGACAACAACAAGGUUGUAACUGGUAUGCGGUUAGUGAAGCUGGGCAAGGUGUUCCACCUGCAGGUGUAUGAGGGCGCGCUGGCGGAGCGCGGCUUCGUGGAGUCCUCCACAGAGGUGGCAGUCAAGGCAUUCGACCCCAUGCAUGUGGGAGUCACGCAGGGUGUGGACUACCACACGCUCACGUACGAGAGGCGAGCCAUCGACUUGGAUGAGCUGGACGCACCCGCCGGACAUGUACUCACCGGGGCCAGAUUCCGUAUGAUCGGUGCUCAUCUUCACUUCGAGAUUCGUGCUACUCCCUUCAACUACACGACCGGCAGGCUAGCUCCUGAGAAGAGCCAGUGGAUCAGCAACGACAACACUGAAGGAUCUCAUAUGCCAAGAACACGAGUUAAGUUGUACAAGCCUGACAUCCCGACGCGGAAGCAGACAACUCUGCACAUCAACUCGCAACACGACCAGUACAUAGAGUUCACGCACUCAGACUUCGACGCCGACGCGGCACAGAGCACCGUGCCAUUCAUUGAUAUACAGCCAGUAGUGCCAACCAAAGCUCUGAACACCAAAGGCGCGUCGCUACUGAGCGGCGCGGGCAUCUACCACCGAGGCGGGCGCGGCUCGGGCGGGUUCCUCGGCGUCAAGAUCCUGACCUACGACUACUCCAAGCACGUGAAGGCCGAGCCCCCGCCGUCAGAGUUCGUCGACGAGGCAGAAACAACGGAAUUUGUGCCCAUCAUCAAUUAGAAAUACAGUUCAAUUUUGUAUACUCAUUUUAUUUUGUAAUGUAGCGUAAUUGUGACUUUUGAUAAUACGUAUUUUUUAAGUCUUGAA
This is a messenger RNA of Trichoplusia ni (cabbage looper), 2334 nucleotides long. RefSeq lists its product as uncharacterized. The transcript has 11 exons. Lineage: Eukaryota; Metazoa; Arthropoda; Insecta; Lepidoptera; Noctuidae. The record is from RefSeq and is a predicted model, not a curated record. The coding region runs from base 256 to 2247 and encodes 663 amino acids.